CUUUUUCUACUUCUUCUAGGUGCUGAAGUCUUCAGCAUGGCCAUGUUAGGGUUUAGGGUUUAAGGGAGACCCUGUGUCAAUUGGUGUCGCCGUGUGCGCCAGUGGUCGAACUUUGGGGAUUCAAACCACGCAUUUGAUUGCUGCUUGCUUGAUUGAUUGUAUUGGAUUGCAAGAAGUGGCAGCCAUGGUGGCGAAUAAGCAGCUGGCGGUCACGAAGAAGCUGGGGAAAGAGUUGCUCCUGUCGCGUGCGCAUGUUAACAAUGCGCCGCUGCUGCUUGCUACUCUGACGUCGUCGCUGCAGGAUUCAACCACAGCUAAUGCUGCGGUUCUGAAAGAGGCGCUUCUUUCUUUGCAAGCCUUUUUCGUUCCCCUGGUGAAGUCGGGAGAUUUCUCCCCUGCGGCCCAGAAGAGGGCGAGUGAGGAGUUGCAGAGGGUUUCGGGAACGUCAGAGGCGGAUGGAGGGAAUCAGGCUGAGAUGGCCAAGGCGGAUGCUAUUUAUAAGAAGUGGAUUUGGGAUCGGUACCGGGAGUUUGUUACUACUUUGCUUCGCUUCGUGGCUCGUCAUAAUGCAAUACCAGAGGUCCAGAUAGCCGCUUUGCACACUAUAAUGGAGCUAGUACGAGUUGAAGUGUAUGGAGAAUUCAACAAUCAUCUGUAUUUGAGGCUGUGCUCUACAUUCGUAUUUUCGAAAGCUUUCAACAGUGGGCUUCUUUCGGUUUUCGUAUCAGAUUAUUUCAAGUACAUAGAUGUCUGUUACUACACAUAUUCUAACAUGGACAAGAUUACUGUGAAAAGGCUUUCCCAAAAAGGGUCUGAAGCAAUCUCUAGUGAUGAUGAAGACGACAACCUUCGUAAUUUCACUAGCGUGCAUAGUAUGGCGAGUAAUGUUUACGACAUUUUAAUCAACUUACCAACAUUUUCUCAGGAGGAUUGUACUGAAGUCUGGAGUUUUUCUGCAGGUUCUGAAGAUGGUGGCACCAUUUCUGGGAAGAAAGUGUCUGGUGAAGUUUCUCAGCACUAUACGAAUCAGAAGAAGCAACGCACGCGAGUGAGUAAAGCUUGGCUUGCUUUCUUGAAGCUUCCAUUUCCAUAUGAAAUCUACAAGAAGGUUUUAGCUCAGCUGCACAAACGCGUCAUUCCCUUCCUUUCGAAUCCAGUCCUUCUUAGUGACUUUUUGACAAACUCAUACAAUGUAGGGGGUCUCAUCAGUGUAAUGGCUCUCAAUGGCCUCUUCAUUCUCAUGACAAGUCAUGGCUUAGAGUACCCUGAUUUUUACAAUAAACUCUAUGCUCUGCUCGAGCCAUCUAUAUUCGUUGCCAAGCAUCGAGCACGUUUUUUUGAGUUGACAGAUACUUGUUUGAAAUCAACUCACAUUCCGGCUUAUUUGGCAGCUGCAUUUGCCAAAAAGCUUGGUCGAUUGGCAUUGUCUGCUCCACCAUCCGGUGCUCUCGUAGUAAUAGCUAUGAUUCACAACCUUUUGCGUCGACAUCCCUCCAUAAAUCAGCUUGUUCAUCGGGCUUCUAGUGCCUCUACCUCUUCAGAUAUAGAGGCAUUGCGUGGUGCUGAUCCGUUUUUGCCUUUUGAAGCAGACACUGCAAAGUCCAAUGCCCUGGAGAGUUCCCUGUGGGAGAUAGAGACAUUGAGGAGCCAUUAUUGUCCAGCGGUUUCCAGGUUUGUGGCAUCAUUAGAAACAGAUUUGACUGUAAGAGCUAAGACUACAGAAGUUAGCAUUUCAGACUUCAGCUCAGGAUCUUACACAACAAUCUUUACAGAAGAAGUGUCAAAAAGACUCAAGGCUGUGCCAUUGGCGUUUUAUCAAACUGUUCCGACCUCUCUUUUCUCUGAGAUGACCGAGGACUUUGUCGGUUGGAAGUUCAGUCAUACCCCCAUUACAUUACAGAAGUCUGAGGAGGAUCAUAACAAAGCCUCACCUGAUGGGCUUGAGAACAAAGUAGGUGACGCAGCUGCUCGUGAAAGUGGCAUUGACGGCGUGCCUAAAGAACAGAACAUUGUGUCCAAAAGGAAGAGACCUAUUGAGGAAGAGCAGCCUAAUGGAAGUGAACUGAAUGGGGUUGCUGAAGGCAGAGGAAAAUCGAAGAUUGUAUCCGAGGAGAAAGUCAAGUCUUCUACCAAGAAAAAAAAGUAGUACUCAAGUAACGAACAAAAUUCUUUUCAUUACGAAACUAUUCAAAUUUCUAAUGCAAUUUACUGUCUGAAAUGAGAACUGUAUUUUAUCGAGAACAGUUAUUUGGGAACUGGGGUGAGGAGUAGGAGAUGUUGAAGAUGACGUGCUUGUAAGGAAAAAAACGAUUAGAGGAAUGAUAUUUCAGUCAAAUCGUCGACGGGGACACGGGAAGCAACUAGUGUUUUUGUUAUAUGUGAUCUAAUUGAGAUGAACUGUACAAGCAUCUAAUUUCGGACUAA
This is a messenger RNA of Physcomitrium patens, 2424 nucleotides long. Its product is annotated as protein NUCLEOLAR COMPLEX ASSOCIATED 4. NCBI's taxonomy places the organism in Eukaryota, Viridiplantae, Streptophyta, Bryopsida, Funariales, Funariaceae. The record is from RefSeq and is a predicted model, not a curated record. Gene Ontology annotation, biological process: ribosome biogenesis. Gene Ontology annotation, cellular component: small-subunit processome; nucleolus; Noc4p-Nop14p complex.